ACAUUAAACACUGGAUACCACUACGGUUAGCGUCCGGUGUCUCUGCCAGGGUCGGCUGCGCUGAAGGGACGGGUGGCGGGAUACCGUUCUGCCCGUAACAACUCGGUUGUUCAUUAUCAUUGUUACACUUUUGCUAAUCGUUCGAUUUGGCCAUUUCACCCUCUACUUAUAUUUGCUGAUAUUUGGAUACAGUAUUGUCCUGCGGUAGUGUUGCGACGCGUUUCCCUCGGUUUUUAAAGAGUUUAACGAAUCGGUUCGAUAAUAACAUGGUUUGAAAUCACCAAGUGACGAAGUACUGUGUCCGCAAAUUGCGUUUAAAAUUGAAAUGUCCACUUAACAAUAGCUCGCCGGACACUACUGGACAGUUAUGAUAAACUAUUUAAUAUUGUUUAUAGCAAUACUCGGGCAUCGACCAGUUGAUGUCUACGCUGAUUGCCUGGACAAUAAUGGCCGGAUCGUUGGUGAGGGAAAACAAUACAUUCCUGGUCCAGACACUUGCACCCUUUGUGUAUGCGAUAACUCUAUAGCUAAAUGGUGUCAGGCUGUACUCUGUUCCCCUCCACAGGAUUGCAAGUCAUUUACUGUUGGAAGUAUUUGCUGUGAAUUCAACUGUUUAGAUGAAUCCCUCAAAGGUGAUAAUAUCAAUGCCAGAUCAAUUGCCAGUACUGUUACGGCCUUUUUGUUUUUUAUACUCAUUGUUUUUCUCAUUAACCGUUUACACAAAAGAAAUAUUAUGGCAACUGGAGAAGUAUUCAGUGAUUCCAACUCACCUCAAAUGGGCGAGAGUGUUCGUGGGAUUGGGUUUAUUAGUGGCUACAUGAAUUUCCAAAGACCUAUAAGUACUAAUUUAUAUUAUGGUGAUCAUGCAACUCUUCAUAUACCCUUAUGGAAGACAUAUUAUCCACGUGGUGAUGCACCUCCACCAUAUGAUGAAGUUAUUGCACUUCCUCACCAAAUACCCCAACAAUUUAAUGGAUUAGUAGAUGAAGUUCCUACUUAUCACAGGACCAUACCAGUUACCUUGAAUGAAAUUGAACAAAGUGUUCAGUCAAAUACUUGUGAUCCGGAGACUGAAACAUCUGCUAUGCAGUGUUUAGUGCAAAAUGAGCACAUAAAUAAAGAAGAACAUAUAUGUAAUGAUAAAAUAUCCACAGUUUCUAAUGAUGAUUUCCGAGAAGAAUGUGAAAAUUGUAAGAAUGAUCAAGAACUUGCUGAAGGGUAUAAUGAUGCUUUUCCAGAACCAGAAACUAUGACAUUAGAACGACGACCACAAUUAACACAUGAACAUACAGUGGAUGGGAUUGAACCACGUUCGUCAAUGACAUUACCUGGUGAUGGAAGACUGCGCAGGUCUCAUGUUGGAAAUAUGAAAGAUAACCAUAGAGAUGGGUGGUUCAAAGAUACUAGUUUAAAAGAAGAUUCAACUUCUGAUGAUGAUCAAAUAUAAAAAAAAAUUAAUUUAAUGUUAUUAUGGGUAUAAAUAAAUUAUGGUAUGAAUAUUAUCACUGAUAAUAUUAUAUAAGUAUGAAAUCUUUAGUAUCAUCUACAAUUUUGACAAAGAAUUUGGUUAAUUAAAAUCACAAUAAUGGGAAACAUUUAAUGAACUAUACUAGUCAAAAUUCUUUAUUACCAAUAAUAAUUAAUUAUAACACAUUUCUGAUAAAAAAUAAUU
Molecule: messenger RNA, 1672 nt
Organism: Sipha flava (yellow sugarcane aphid)
Lineage: Eukaryota; Metazoa; Arthropoda; Insecta; Hemiptera; Aphididae
Exons: 6
Coding region: 368-1447 (359 amino acids)
Cellular component (GO): membrane
Source: RefSeq, a predicted model, not a curated record